GACCAUCCUGACCUGGUGGAGAGCAUGGCAAAGAAAGGUUCUAAUGUGCCAGAGAAACCCAGGACGCCUCAGCAGCUAUGGUACAGUCACGAGAAGAAGGCCUUCCUCAAAACACACGCAGACGCGACCACCAAAGACAUUAAAGACAGUCUUGGGAAGCAGUGGACACAGCUGUCAGACAAAAAGAGACUUAAGUGGAUUGCCAAGUCCCUGGAGAUGCACAAAGCAUAUGAGGAGGUGAUGAAGGGCUUCAUUGAGACUCACCCAGAGCUCAACAUGAGCAACGAGGACAUCGUCAAGUCCACCCUUACCAAGGCUGAGAGACAUCUGAAGGACAAAUCUGAUGGCAGGCCAGACAAACCACCCCCGAAUGGUUACUCCAUGUUCUGUGCUGAGUUGAUGUCCAGUAUGAAGGAUGUGCCCAGUACAGAGCGCAUGGUCAUGUGCAGCCAGCAGUGGAAGCUGCUGAAACAGAACGAGAAGGACGGCUACCAGAAACGCUGCGAGCAGAGAAAGAAAGAAUACGAAGUCGAAAUGAACCGGUUUCUUUGUGUAAGUUUGUUUUUCUACAUGUAUGUGUGUGUCUAUAUAUAGUUGAAUUUGGACGUUUACAUACACUGACACAGAACCUAAACCGGCUGCGCGCGUGUGCCAUUGUGCAUAAAUUAAUUUUGUCCCCCCACACCAAACUUGAUCACGACACGCAGGUUAAAAUAUCAAAACAAACUCUGAACCAAUUUACAUUAAUUUGGGGACAGGUCAAAAAGCAUAAAACAUGUAUGGCAAUUUAGCUAGCUUGCUGUUACUAGCUAAUUUGUCCAGGGAUAUAAACAUUGAGUUAUUUUACCAUAAAUGCACAAGGUCCGCCACUCCGAUAAUUAAUCCACACAUAAAACGGUCAACCGAAUCGUUUCUAGUCAUCUCUCCUCCUUCCAGGCUUUUUCAUCUUUGAACUUAUAUGGUGAUUGGCAUCUAUUAUCGUAUUACCACGGCGACGGCAACGCAGUUCGUCUUUCAAUCACCCACGUGGGUAUAACCAAUGAGGAGAUGGCAUGUGGGUACCUGCUUCUAUAAGCUAGCAGCAUUCCACCCUGCAUCCCACUGAUGGCUUGCUUCUGAAGCUAAGCAGGGUUGGUCCCUGGAUGGGAGACCAGAUGCUGCUGGAAGUGGUGUUGGAGUGCCAGUAGGGGGCACUCUUUCCUCUGGUCUAAAAAAUAUUCCAAUGCCCCAGGGCAGUGAUUGGGAACACUGCUCUGUGUAGGGUGCUGUCUUUCGGAUGGGACGUUAAAUGGGUGUCCUGACUCUCUGAGAUCAUUAAAGGUCCCAUGGCACUUAUCCAAAGAGUAGGGGUGUUAACCCCGGUGUCCUGGCUAAAUUCCCAUGCUGUCCCUCAUACCAUCAUGGUUACCUAAUCAUCCCCAGCUUACAAUUGGCUCGUUCAUCCCCCUCCUCUCCCCUGUAACUAUUACCCAGGUCGUUGCUGUAAAUGAGAAUGUGUUCUCAGUCAACUUACCUGGUACAAUAUAUACAGUGGGGAGAACAAGUAUUUGACACACAGCCGAUUGUACAGGUUUUCCUACUUACAAAGCAUGUAGAGGUCUGUAAUUUUUUUUAUCAUAGGUACACUUGAACUGUGAGAGACGGAAUCUAAAACAAAAAUCCAGAAAAUCACAUUGAAUGAUUUUGAAAUAAUUAAUUUGCAUUUUAUUGCAUGACAUAAGUAUUUGAUCACCUACCAACCAGUAAGAAUUCUGGCUCUCACAGACCUGUUUGUUUUUCUUUAAGAAUCCCUCCUGUUCUCCACUCAUUACCUGUAUUAACUGCACCUGUUUGAACUUGUUACCUGUAUAAAAGACACCUGUCCACACACUCAAUCAAACACUCCAACCUCUCCACAAUGGCCAAGACUAGAGAGCUGUGUAAGGACAUCAGGGAUAAAAUUGUAGACUUGCACAAGGCUGGGAUGGGCUACAGGACAAUAGGCAAGCAGCUUGGUGAGAAGGCAACAACUGUUGGCGCAAUUAUUAGAAAAUGGAAGAAGUUCAAGAUGACGGUCAAUCACCCUCGGUCUGGGGCUCCAUGCAAGAUCUCACCUUGUGGGGCAUCAAUGAAGGUGAGGGAUCAGCCCAGAACUACAUGGCAGGACCUGGUCAAUGACCUGAAGAGAGCUGGGACCACAGUCUCAAAGAAAACAAUUAGUAACACACUACGCCAUCAUGGAUAAAAGUCCUGCAGCGCACGCAAGGUCCCCCUGCUCAAGCCAGCGCAUGUCCAGGCCCAUCUGAAGUUUGCCAAUGACCAUCUGGAUGAUCCAGAGGAGGAAUGGGAGAAGGUCAUGUGGUCUGAUGAGACAAAAAUAGAGCUUUUUGGUCUAAACUCUGCUCGCUGUGUUUGGAGGAAAAAGGAUGAGUAGAACCCCAAGAACACCAUCCCAACCGUGAAGCAUGGAGGUGGAAACCUCAUUCUUUGGGGAUGCUUUUCUGCAAAGGGGACAGGACGACUGCACCGUAUUGAGGGGAGGAUGGAUGGGGCCCUGUAUCACAGGAUCUUGGCCAACAACCUCCUUCCUUCAGUAAGAGCAUUGAAGAUGGGUCGUGGGUGGGGCUUCCAGCAUGACAUGACCCGAAACACACAGCCAGGGCAACUAAGGAGUGACUCCAUAAGAAGCAUCUCAAGGUCCUGGAGUGGCCUAGCCUGUCUCCAGACCUGAACCCAAUAGAAAAUCUUUGGAGGGAGCUGAAAGUCCGUAUUGCCCAGCGGCAGCCCCAAAACCUGAAGGAUCUGGAGAAGGUCUGUAUGGAGGAGUGGGCCAAAAUCCCUGCUGCAGUGUGUGCAAACCUGGUCAAGAACUACAGGAAACGUAUGAUCUCUGUAAUUGCAAACAAAGGUUUCUGUAACAAAUAUUAAGUUCUGCUUUUCUGAUGUAUCAAAUACUUAUGUCAUGCAAUAAAAUGC
Oncorhynchus masou masou (cherry salmon) is the source of this 2955-nucleotide messenger RNA. Its product is annotated as nucleolar transcription factor 1-A-like. NCBI's taxonomy places the organism in Eukaryota, Metazoa, Chordata, Actinopteri, Salmoniformes, Salmonidae. Bases 25 to 594 code for a protein of 189 amino acids. The record is from RefSeq and is a predicted model, not a curated record. The transcript is spliced from 5 exons.